Messenger RNA from Lampris incognitus (smalleye Pacific opah), 1127 nucleotides. RefSeq names its product endonuclease domain-containing 1 protein-like. NCBI's taxonomy places the organism in Eukaryota, Metazoa, Chordata, Actinopteri, Lampriformes, Lampridae. The coding region runs from base 59 to 901 and encodes 280 amino acids. The transcript has 6 exons. Gene Ontology annotation, molecular function: nucleic acid binding; metal ion binding; hydrolase activity. The record is from RefSeq and is a predicted model, not a curated record.
CUGACACAGGACAGGUUUGAUGCCAGGGUAAUCCUAGCUAGCCAAGUCUGCUAUCAACAUGCUGACUUCAGCCACUCUGUGUGCUCUCUUCCCUCUGCUCUCUCUGGCCCAUGCAGACGUUGUGGCCCGCUUUGAGGAUGUGCCAGAGUGCAUGCGGUACUUCUACCAGGGCAAGGUUCCAGAGUGGGGGGCGGCAACACCUGGUGUAGUCCGUCUCUGCCAGCGUUUUGUCAACAGGUAUCACUUUGCUACGCUGUAUGACACCAACCAACGCAUCGCUGUAUACUCUGCCUACCGUUUCCAGCCCAGCAAUGGUGGUGGCAGGGAGAAACAGUGGUUUGUGGAACCUCAGUUGGUCAACUUGACCUGGCAAGCAGAGAUGAAAGCUGCCUACUGGCUGAGCAAAGACCACCCCGGGGUCUACCUGGGGGAGAGACAGGCUCUCAAUGAGGACUACACAAACUCUGGCUUUGACCGUGGUCACCUCAACCCCAAUGGACACCAUGCAGUCCCUAGCCGUAAUGCAACCUUCACCCUGACCAACGUCGUUCCCCAGAACCACAAACUGAACCAGAACGCUUGGAGGAUUUACGAGUCCCACCUUACCAACCUUUUCCAGGCCAGUUGCUCCCACAGCUAUGUUCUGGUUGGCGCUGUCCCAUCUGAAGAUAACUGGAUCGUCAAAAACAACGUGAAGCGGGUCAACAUCCCUGACUAUCUGUGGAAUGCCUACUGCUGCGUGGACAACAACGGCAGGCCCGUUCAGAGCGGUGCUGCCACGGCCCGCAACACGGAGGUCAACUUGGUGGAGGAGCUUUCUCUAGAUGGACUUGGGAAGUUUCUCCAGCAGUUCACCAACCAACCCAUGGGCGAGCUGUUUCACAACAACUGCAAGGCAUAAAAGAGCCGCACAAGGAAAGACAGGGGACAUUAUUCUAGGUUAGCCGCUAGAAUAAGGAGACCUUGAAAAUGGCUUGUCAUACAGAAUACAGUGUGGGAAAGUAGUUGGAAGUGUACUUUUAGCUUGAUACUUUCGAUGGAGUGUAGACUACCAUCAAAAAGUGUGGAGAUUGAUGCCCCACCUAUCACUGUACAACCACAAAUAAAUGAAUAAAAUGAAGUUGCAG